AAGGGUUAAAUCAGUGAAAAGAAGACAGAGCAAAGUGUCUACCAUGGCCGAGGCCGAGGGUGUAAAAUGCGAAUCGAAAGAGGAAGUUAAAAAAGUGGAGGAGGAAGGUCCGAAGGAGAAGACUCUGAAUACUCGAAGAUGGUGCAGCGUUCCCUUGUGCAAGUCCCGGAAAUAUCGCUCGCUCCACAAGUUCCCGAGGGAUCCGGAGCUUCGGAAGAAGUGGGUGAUUGCCUGUCGAAUAGGAAAGAAACUCACGCCAAACAUGCUCGUCUGCAGGGAUCACUUUCUUCCCUCGGAUUUCAUUCCAAGAUGGGAUGGAAGGCUGAGGAAUUUGAAAAGAAUCGCUAUACCGUCUCAAAAUUUACCUACCAGGCCACUUGACAAAAUAUUAUCUCCAUCUCAGUUGAAGCGAAAGGACGAUAGAGCAAUGCGAGCUGCUAAAAGAUUGGAACGUGUAGUUCCAAGGAUACUCAAAACAUCGUCUCAGAAUAAGCCGCUUGAGGAGAAUAAGAGUUCUAAAAAGACUGAAGUUAAGGAUGUUAAAGUGGCUAAAGCCGGCGAUUCUAUUGAACAUUCUCAGCCAAAUGUAAAUUAUACUGUUGAAGAAGUUUACGAAAAGUUAGAAGUAAGUACAGGCAGAGUAGACAUGGAUGUGGCCAAUUUAGAAGCAUACAUCCCUAAUCCUGUGUGUAUGUGUAAUAGGUCGAAAAAGAUUGUUCAAGAAAACAAAGAGUGUUUUGAGAUUAGGGCAGCUAGAGUAUUACUAGAAUUUAAUGUAAUAGUAGAAGAGUUGAUGAAAAGUCGAGAAAUAAUCUUUCCAACAAAAGACGUGGUGUUGAAGAAAGUGGAAGAAUUUUACCAAUGCGCGAGAAGAUCUCACAAAGUAGCUUUCUUCACAUUGUUUAAGAAGGAUAUCCAACUGCACACCUUUACUGGUAUUGAUUUUAAAUUAAUGGACAUUUUGACUAAAUCAGUUUCUGGGUGCGAAGAACUAGAUUCUUUGGAAACUGAGCUUAGCAUUAAAGAAAAGAUCCUUUUGACGCUCAUAAAGCUUCGAUGGAAUCCCUCGUAUGGGACUCUAGCUAAUCUGUUCCAUAUCAGUGAGAGUAAUUGUACAAGUGUAUUUCACAAUAUAAUACAGGUUUUGAAAUCUAUACUAAAAAGUGCGAUUUAUUGGCCAACACAAGAGGAGAUCAUGAACCAUAUGCCGGAGUCUUUGGAAACUUUAAAAAAAACCAUCGCAGUCAUUUCUCAUAAUGAGAUCAAUUUAAAAAGGCUAAUGUGUUCUGAGUGUGAUCUUCCAAUGGCUUUAGAUUACGAUGGCAUAGACAAAUUAAAAAUCUCAUUAGGGUUUUCACAAUGUGGCUUGAUUACUUAUGUCAGUAAAGCCGAACAAAGUGUAACUAGCAUUGACGAGACUAUAGUCGAUCCAAACAGUAUAUCAAAGAUAUUAAUUCCAAGCAACGACGCGAUCAUGACGGAUGGUUGCUUCAUCGAACAAGACUGUAACAGGUUGUUUAUUGAGUUGAUUAAAAGUAGAACGGAGAAACCGUUGGAUCUGGAAUUCGGUAAAACAGAAAAGCCAAAGGAAACGGCUUUGAUUCACGUCGACAGCGCGUACAAGAGAUUUCGAAAGUUUCGAUUUUUACAAUCGAGUGUUUCCAGUAACGAAGCGUCGCUCAUCGAUGAUAUAAGCGUGAUAAUAUCCGGGAUUAUAAAUUUGGGUAACUCGGUAAUCGUGAAAAGUUUCAAUGACUUUUCGAGCCUUAAGAAGAGAUAAAAGAGUAUUUUUUAUAAGAAACGACGUUUUGAUUUUGUAAUAAUUUACGUUUAAUUUAUUGCGCUCGUCAGUUUCCACUUACGUGGGUUUCGUAGAAGGUUUAUUCAAGAAAUAUACAACAGUCAGUGACAAUCUAUGUAUUUUUUAUUAUUUACAAUGUACCAAUUCAUGUCAGCUAAUGGCUUAUUAAAUAUCACACUGUUUAUAAAACGUCUUUCAAUUUAUUUUUAUUCAGGAUGAUUUACUGUUACUUUUUUUUAUAUAAAACUUGACACAAAUUAUUGUUAAAUAAACUGGGUGUGACGCAACAACGA
Nasonia vitripennis (jewel wasp) is the source of this 2094-nucleotide messenger RNA. RefSeq lists its product as uncharacterized. Lineage: Eukaryota; Metazoa; Arthropoda; Insecta; Hymenoptera; Pteromalidae. Bases 44 to 1780 code for a protein of 578 amino acids. Gene Ontology annotation, molecular function: sequence-specific DNA binding. The transcript is spliced from 3 exons. The record is from RefSeq and is a predicted model, not a curated record.